AUGACAGUCUGCUACGGUGUAACGGCACUCGGAGCGAGGGACCAAGUGCUGUCGCAGCUGGAGGAUCUGCUAGGGGGGCAGGUGCGGCCUGAGGUGCUGCGGGAGUUGGGGGGCUUCUUGUCUCGCGUUGUACUGCAGUCUAUUGGGGAGUUAUUUAGGGGUGCAAUGCAGACAAAGAAGUGGUUGGAUGCCGUUUCAGGUGUAUGUACAGCAGCAGGUGUCCCCGUGGCAUGGGAGGUCCCUGCCAUUGGACUGCUGUGUGAACAACCCUACCGCUCACUGCAGCAGCAGCAGAUCCGCUCUGCGCUGCAGCGACACACGCUGCAUGUCUCCGGAGAUAGUGCUCCUGUCAGCAGGUCGAAGCAGCGGCUGGGAUUCCCCCCGAACUUCAUCCACAGCCUCGAUGCUGCACACAUGAUGCUGACGGCCUUGGAGUGUAUAGGCACCUGUCGCAUGGACAUGGCCGCCGUACACGACUCCUACUGGGCCCAUGCGGGGUGUAUAGACACCCUGGCAGUAGCCCUUAGACGGCAGUUCGUUGCCCUCUAUCAACACAACCCCCUCCAGUCCCUCUAUGAGAACGUUAAAUUCAGGCUUCCUCAGCAGGCAGCGCAGCUCCCGCCGCCCCCAGCUAGGGGACAGCUGGACAUACGCCAGGUCCUCGACAGUCCCUACUUUUUUCACUAA
Eimeria mitis is the source of this 687-nucleotide messenger RNA. RefSeq names its product DNA-dependent RNA polymerase, putative. Gene Ontology annotation, biological process: mitochondrial transcription. The coding region runs from base 1 to 687 and encodes 228 amino acids. The record is from RefSeq and is a predicted model, not a curated record. Gene Ontology annotation, cellular component: mitochondrial DNA-directed RNA polymerase complex. Lineage: Eukaryota; Apicomplexa; Conoidasida; Eucoccidiorida; Eimeriidae. Gene Ontology annotation, molecular function: DNA binding; DNA-directed RNA polymerase activity. The transcript has a single exon.